Talaromyces amestolkiae is the source of this 522-nucleotide messenger RNA. RefSeq lists its product as uncharacterized. The transcript has 3 exons. Lineage: Eukaryota; Fungi; Ascomycota; Eurotiomycetes; Eurotiales; Trichocomaceae. Bases 1 to 522 code for a protein of 173 amino acids. The record is from RefSeq and is a predicted model, not a curated record.
AUGGCACCCAUCACCCUACAAUCCCGACAAUCAACAACCUCCACGUCCGACACAUGCCCCAGCAGCCUCUCCGGCGGCGCAAUUGCCGGCAUCGUCAUCGGCAGCAUCGCCGGCACAUUGCUCAUCAUCUGGCUCAUCAGAUCCUGCUUCCUGCCGGGGGCGCCAGGUAACCGCGACCCUGAAGGUACCGGUAGUGCGCCUGUGGUGUACUCGUCAACACGGCCAAGACGUCAGCGACGAUCGAGAAACUAUAGGGAUGGCCCGGAUUAUGUGGAGUAUAUUGAGAAGUCGCCUGUGCGGCCUGAUGGACUGGGGGGCCCUUUCCCUGACCUUCACUAUGUAGUUUUACUCUCCGUCUUCUCCCUAUGGUCCACCGCCAACGAGACCAGUCCUGUUCGGGAGAAAGCGUUAUCUGCUGUGGCUGCAGAGGAGAACACCCCGUUCCUGCCGCCGCCUCGUUCAGUCUCAUGCAGUAAUCAAUCUCUUUCCACUCUCUUCUCCUCUCACGACACUACUGUUUGA